GUCGCCAUCUAAUCUUCAAUCAUGAAACUUUGCCAGAACUCCACUUAGAAAAACGUAAUAUUCCCUUACUGCACCAUAAUUUUUUUAUCAGUUUGAAAUCCUUCAUCUUUUUGCCAGAGAUUAUCCAAAGAAUAUCGGAAAAAAGGAUUAUAACAGUGGUGACGAGGUUUUACCUCAAAUCAAAUUCCCAUCUUAAAUACUUUCAAAAUUCGACUUUUGGAAUAAUAAGGCAAACCAAAAGGAAUUUCUUCAUGCAAACUAGAGUGAGCCAAAAGAAGAAUUAUGUGGCAGUCGAAAUACCUAAAGAGGCAGAAAUACCACCUAAAAAGCGAAUAUGGACGAGGUUUAGGAGAAAACAGGAAGUUGAAGCGGAAAAAUCUAAUAACGUUACCUUGAAGAAAACCGACCUAAAGAGGCUAUUGUCAUUAGCGAAGCCAGAAAAAUACUAUUUAAUGGGUGCAAUUGGAUUUUUAUUAGUUUCUAGUACAGUUACAAUGGCUGUGCCUUUUAGUAUAGGAAAAGUAUUAGAUAUUAUUUAUUCAACUAAUAAAGACACAGAAGAUGCUAAGUUACAACUUAAUCAAUUGUGUGGUAUAUUAAUUUGCGUUUUUGGUGUUGGUGCUGUUUGUAAUUUUGCAAGGGUUUAUUUAAUGUCAUUAUCAGGCUAUAGAAUGACCCAAGCUUUAAGGAAAAAUGUAUUCAAUUCAAUACUUCGGCAAGAGCAAGGGUGGUUUGACAAGAGGUCAACGGGUGAACUAGUUAAUCGUUUAUCUUCUGAUACGCAAAUUGUUGGACAAGCUUUAUCCUCUAACAUUUCUGACGGGUUGAGAUCCGUUGCUAUGGUGUGUGCUGGUACUGCUAUGAUGUUCUACACUUCAGCAGAAUUAGCAUUUGUUGGUUUAGCAAUUGUUCCUCCAGUAGCAGGUGUGGCUGUAAUUUAUGGUAGAUAUGUAAGGAAAAUUACAAAAAGAGUGCAAGAUACUUUAGCUGAUUCAACGAAAAUUGCCGAAGAACGAAUCGCAAAUGUUAAAACAGUGAAAAUGUUUGGACAUGAAUCGAGAGAAAUGCAAACUUAUGAUCACUCUAUCCUCAAUGUGUUGAGAAUUGCCUAUAAAGAAGCAAAAGCUAGAGCUCUCUUCUAUGGAAUGACAGGUUUGACUGGAAAUAUGAUCAUUAUUUCCGUUCUCUAUUAUGGUGGGGUUAUGGUAUCGUCGCAAACUAUAAGUGUGGGACAGUUAUCAUCAUUUCUGUUAUACGCAGCAUAUAUCGGAGUUUCUAUUGGUGGACUGUCGAGUUUCUAUUCAGAAUUGAAUAAAUCAAUUGGAGCUGGUAGUAGGAUAUGGGAAAUUAUGGAUCGAGAACCUGCAAUUCCACUUACAGGUGGUAUCACCCCAUUGGAAUUGCCGAAAGGUAAAAUAGUAUUCCGAAACGUGGCUUUCACUUAUCCGUCCAGAGAGGAUAUUCAAAUUUUCAAAGAUCUAAGCUUAGAAAUCGCUCCGGGGACUCUGGUAGCUGUCGUAGGUCCUAGUGGUUCAGGUAAGAGCACUUUGGCUGCUCUGCUAUUAAGGUUGUACGACCCAUCUAAAGGCACCAUCUUUCUUGACGAUUACGAUAUACAACAAUUGGAUCCUGUUUGGCUGAAAAAAUUCAUUGGAACUGUAGCUCAGGAGCCAGUAUUAUUUUCGACCAGUAUAAAAGAUAAUAUUUUAUAUGGCGCUGAAGAUCCUUCGAAAGUUACAGAAGAAAGACUUCUAGAGAUAUCUAGGGAAGCUAAUGUACACGAAUUCGUCCAAAACUUACCUCAGGGUUAUGAUACAUUGGUUGGAGAACGAGGUAUUAUGCUUAGCGGAGGACAAAAACAGAGAGUAGCCAUUGCUAGAGCUUUGAUCAAGGACCCCAAAAUAUUGCUUUUAGACGAAGCUACAAGCGCCUUAGAUGCCCAUUCGGAGCAUUUGGUCCAGGAAGCACUAGAAAGGGUUAUGAAAGGAAGGACAGUACUUACCAUUGCACAUAGGUUAUCUACAGUACAAAACGCAGACACAAUAGCUGUCUUGAAAGACGGUAAGAUAGUGGAAAAAGGUACUUACCAAGGCUUACUAAAUUUAGACAAAGGAGUUUUCAAAGAGCUUAUGAAACAUCAAACUUUUAAAGCCGGGCAAUAGUAAAUUUUAUAAUUUAAUAGGUUUUUGAGAUUAUCUAUUGUUAAUAAAUAUUGUUUUGCA
Molecule: messenger RNA, 2222 nt
Organism: Harmonia axyridis
Lineage: Eukaryota; Metazoa; Arthropoda; Insecta; Coleoptera; Coccinellidae
Product: ATP-binding cassette sub-family B member 10, mitochondrial
Exons: 10
Coding region: 252-2162 (636 amino acids)
Biological process (GO): transmembrane transport
Cellular component (GO): membrane
Molecular function (GO): ATP binding; ABC-type oligopeptide transporter activity; ATP hydrolysis activity
Source: RefSeq, a predicted model, not a curated record